AUGCCUACGAGAGGUGGAAUCCAAAAGCGGGAAACACCACGUCGGCGCAAGAUUGCGCUGGCUUGUGAAUCCUGUCGAGACAAAAAGGUUCGAUGCGAUGGCGAAAAGCCAAUAUGCGGACCCUGCGUUCGCCGCUCAUACACGGUGGAGCAAUGCGUGUACAAGAUUGAUAAUGCAAGAUCGGCCAGUAACGAUGAGUACUUGAAAAUCCUCCAUGAGCGCAUCCGGGAAUUGGAGGAAACAUGCACCAAAGGUGGAGUCGCAGUACCACCUGCGCCAUCUCAAAAUGGUGAUGAAGCCUCGGAAAGUCAAAUGGACGAAGAUGUGGACUUGGACCCCCUCGACACACAAUCACGAACAUCUGCCGCGGCAGAAGGAUUGCUUGGCUUGGGAUCAACUCCUGUUGGGCCUGGUUCAACUUCAAUACCAGCGACAUCUCCGUUCCAACCACCAAAGCUUCCCGCGCAAAGGAACAUCUCGGACACAGAAGAUAUCUAUCGGACACCUCGUGCUUCACAACUAUCCUCUGAUGCUACCCGCCCCCGAGCAGGGAGUAUCUACCCAUCGCCUUCGAUUAGUUCUCAUGGAAAUGUCACCGCCAUGGGGGCCAUAUCUGUCCCGGAAGAUGACCCGGGCACGGACUCCCCGCGAGAGCAGCAAUACUAUGGGAACUCCUCGGUAGCCUCCUUCAUGCGCCUCGCGGGAGAGCCAAUGCCUCUCCAGUCAUAUAUGUCUGCUCUGCGGGAGGGCAAGAACGAAGCACCAUUAACCCAAGGCUCGGAGACGGGUCUCUGGCGCGAUCUGGGACACCCUUCUGUGGAUCUUAGGUUCGAUGACUUCUCUUUGCCGCCUCGGUCGCUGGCAGACCACUUGCUUGAGUGUUACUGGGACAGAGUCCAUUGUCUGUUUCCUUUUUUCCACCGGCCAAGUUUUGAGCAGGCUUAUGAAAAUCUGUGGGGAUCAAACAAAUCGCCUAAGCCUGAGUUGCCGCAACUCAACAUCGGACUCGGAGGAGCAUAUGACUGUGGUCCGAAUUCCAUCGUCUUUCAUUGUGCCCUGAAUUGUAUAUUUGCUCUUGGGUGUCAUUUCUCUGAUAUCCCACCUUCUGAACGGGAGGCAGCUGUCUACUCCUUUUUUCUGCGUGCUAAGCGUUUUGUGAACCUUGACCUUCUCGAUAUCGGUACCAUUGGGGUUGUGCAAACACUCCUCAUCGUCUCGCUUCUCCUCCAAAGUACGCCUUACCCGAACCGAUGCUGGAAUGCUAUUGGACUGGCGUGUCGAGCCGGCCAAGGGCUUGGAUUGCAUGAGACAACUACGCAUUCUUCAUGGAAACCACUCGAAACCGAGAUUCGCCGGCGGACCUGGCAUAGCUGCGUCAUUAUGGACAUGAUUGUGAGCAUGACACAUGGAAGACCGAGUAUGACCUCACACAUUUCACCAGUGCCCCUGCCAGAAAUGGGAAUCAAAUCCCAAGCAAGUGAUCCUUGCGAGCUCAGUGGACAGCCUUGUGAUCACAAAAUGGGAUACUUGACAUUCUACGUCUCGACUAUUGAGCUUUAUAAGAUUCUUGAGUCCAUCCUAUCCGAAGUCUAUAAUGCCUGGCAGACUCGGUCGAACAGCAAUCAAGCAUCUUCACCUCGCAGCUCCAAGAUUUGCAGUCUGGACGUCUUGAUGGAACUUGAUGAUAGGCUGUCUGCUUAUGAGGCCAAUGUGCCAUCGCCACUCAAUUGGACAAACGAGCCAUUGCAACAUUCGGGCAGUGGGGGUAUAUCGAUCUUCAAACGCCAACAGAAUGUGUUGCGAGCUAGAGCGAUUCAUCUCCGCCUCCUGUUGUAUCGUCCUAUGUUCACCCAACUCUGCUCCGAUGAGCGAGCAAGCUCCUCGAGGCGCUCGGAUGCUGACCCAGGAGAUAGAGGUAUCGGAGCACCUGCAGAAAAGAACCUCAUAUACUCGUCUGUCUUUUCAAAAUGCGCCGCAUCCUGUGUCUUGGCAGCCAUUGACUUGGUGUCUCUCGUUCACCAAACGUACCGAACCAGCGUGACCGAUGCUUGGUGGUAUAAUGGCUUCUAUACUUCGACCGCAGGUUUCAUUUUGAUCAUGUCAUACUCUUGUCGAUCAGUUCGUGGGCAAGUAGAUCCACAACUCGUAGACGAGAGCUGGCGCAAAUGCGAAGAGAUACUAGCUUUCAUGGCAAUGUUCAGCUCAUCUGCUCGUAACUCGCUACAGUUUCUCCAAGUUACGCAUCAACACAUUGUUCAAAACUAUUCAGGUACAUUAUUUUCCUUUGAACGAGCUGUGGUCAAUGCUAACUCUUGCACAGCACCAGCUCGGCCUGGUGAAAAUCCAUCACUGUCAGCCACACAAUUGCAACAGAAGGUCAACCAAUACCCAACCCGACCAGAUACAUCAUCACAGCAUGCGGAACUGAUUUCUGAAGAUCAUGGCCUCCGUCAGGAGUCUGGUGCUACGGAUAUGAACCCUUUCACAACAUGGGAUGAGAUGGGAUUAGGUCAGGAGGAUUUCGGCUUCCUUGGUCGAUUCGACUUUCCUGAUCUUGCAAGUUGGUUUACCGAUAUACCCCCAUGA
Messenger RNA from Penicillium salamii, 2586 nucleotides. NCBI's taxonomy places the organism in Eukaryota, Fungi, Ascomycota, Eurotiomycetes, Eurotiales, Aspergillaceae. The record is from the annotation of a GenBank genome assembly.